Molecule: messenger RNA, 3778 nt
Organism: Entelurus aequoreus (snake pipefish)
Lineage: Eukaryota; Metazoa; Chordata; Actinopteri; Syngnathiformes; Syngnathidae
Gene: arhgap28
Product: Rho GTPase activating protein 28
Exons: 13
Coding region: 529-2622 (697 amino acids)
Biological process (GO): negative regulation of stress fiber assembly; regulation of small GTPase mediated signal transduction; signal transduction
Cellular component (GO): cytoplasm
Molecular function (GO): GTPase activator activity
Source: RefSeq, a predicted model, not a curated record
UUACCAUCCCGUUUAAAAGGAAACCAACGCAACUAAAACGGAGGCUUUAUUCGCUCCUGUCUGGACUUUUGCGUGCGUGUUGGGCCCUCGGGGAGACCCGUUGAAGGGAGACGGAAGAGCGGAGAGCUCGUAUAGCGACUUCUGGGAGUUCAAAAACGGGCCUUACCGUGUCCGAAGAUCCGCGACUGCCUUGUGACAGCAACAACACAACACGGAAACGCUGUAGGCGAGCUCCUAACUACGCAUGCGCUGCGGAGAGAGCGCGUUGACGACAUUCGGGGCUCAUCCGAAGUCCGAACAAGCAAAAAUAAUUGACUUUGAGUUUUCAUAUUUGUUUUAAACUUGCUAGACCUAAUGAAUACAAUCAAAGCAAACUAAAAAAAUAAAAUGUUAAAGGUCAUUUUGGAGAAUGUAAAACCAAUAACCGUAUAUUACAACAUAAACCAUCAGGUCAUUAAUUUUUGGGAGGAUUAAUGGUCAAUUAAUUAAUAAACAUAUUUGUCAUAUAAUACAAGCACAUAUCUAUCUAUGCUUAUUUAUAUGCUUGUUUCAGGUUUUUCUCAUAAAUCCAGUUGUUGGUCCAAAUAUGGGAAUAAGAAUAUUCCAUCAGUGUGGUCCAAGCUCCUCCCUCUUCCCUCCUUCCAUCUUUUGCUCCCUUCCUUCUCCACUUGGACCAUCAGGAGCCAAACCAGCCGGAGGAUGUUGUCAUCUCUUUCCUGCUCUGGCCCGCCUCCACCUGACCAGACAGCGACCUCUGACUCCCGGCACAUCACUAUGGAAACGUACUGGCGAGAGGUCCAAAGCAUCGAAGAGGAACGGGAGGGAGAUGAGGAGGAGGAAGAAGAGAGGAAGAGUAUGGACGAGGUGGAGUUGGAGGAGGCGUGGCUAACAGAGGCGGGGUUAUCAUCGUUGGUGACGGGCUUGACGUCGGAAGAGGCUCCGCCCCCGGCCGAGGCGCUCCUGUCCACGCUGACGCACCAACAGGCCGCGACCGUCAAGGCGAGACUGGACAAUUACAAGCACACAAUGAGGGAAAGGAACAGACCAAUCAGGGACGUGCGAGACGUUUUUGCGUCGGACUCGGAAGCAAGCCCUGCUUCUCCCAGUCAGUGCACGGAGUCGCCGCCGAGCCGCUUCCAUACCACCACCAAAACUAUUCGCCGCAACACAACAUCAGUGCGACCCAGGCUUCCCAAUUGUUAUCCACCUGAUGACACGCUAUUCCCCGCCAACACGCCGCUCUCUUCCACGCACACUUCAUCUCCUGCCCCGGGCCAGGAGAGGCAUGCUGAUUGGCUGGUGCGUGACUGUCCCUACUCUGAAGGUGUGGCUGAGCAUAAAAGGGGCGUGGCACAUUGUUGGGAUUGCCUGCGUUUCCAGGGAGAGGACAGCAAAGACGAGCCAUUUGUCUGUCCACCUCAAGGGGUUACUCUGGCAGACGACCUGUCCUCAGGUGACUUGAAGCGACUGGGCUUCAUCUGCCACAUCGAGCUCUCCACCUUCCUGCAGGCUUUGGGCGUGCAAACCAAACGCAACCGGCCGACACGCUCCAGGGGCUGGGACGGCGCUGUCUUUGGCGUUGCUCUCAACACGCUGUUGGAAAACGACAGGAGGAAGUUGCCGGGGGUCAAAGUUCCAGUUGUCUUUCAGAAGUUGUUGAGUGUUUUAGAGCAGAAUGGCUUGCAGACAGAAGGUAUACUCCGGGUGCCAGGAUCAGCUGCUCGACUCAAGUACCUGCGCAGAGAGCUAGACAGGUGUCCAGAGGGGUUCGACUGGUCCAAAGUGAGGCAGGUAGACGCUGCUGGUUUGCUCAAGCUUUUUAUCCGAGAGCUGCCGACUCCUUUGCUGACACACACACACCUGCCGACUUACCAGGCUGUACUGGGUACCAACACACACACGUGCAGAGACACUAACAAACUAAAGCUGACAAGUGUGUGUGUGUGUGUUGGUGUAGGUGUGUCAUCAGCUGUUCACCAGGUUCAGGCGCUGCAGAUGUUGUCGUUGUUGCUUCCUGAGUCGCACAAAGAAACUCUGAGAGCUCUGCUGGUGUUCCUCAGUAAGGUUGUCUCCCAUCAGGACCAGAACAGGAUGUCUCUCUGGAAUGUCUCCAUGGUCAUGGCGCCCAAUCUUUUUGCCCACCAUCACCGUGGUAACAAGCACUCCUUGGCCAAGCAGCAGGAGGACAUGGAGAAGGCGGUGGGCGGAGCCGACCUGGUACGUCUGAUGGUGGUGAACCAGGACGUCUUGUGGACGGUGCCCAACUUCCUACUGGCGCAGCUGAGACAAAUGAAUAAAGCGUCCAAUCACAAACUUGGGCUGCCACGUCCUGGACGUCUGCUCAGGAGCAGAAACGACAAAAACAAGCAGCAGGUCACAGAGCUGUGUGACGGCGUCAUCAAGGUUCACGCCCCUCUCCACACUAAAGUUUCCAUGGCGAUACAACUUGACAGACAGAUGAGAGCCAGAGAUGUCACCGCUCACUUUAAGUGUGACAACAGUGGCGUCCAGCGUCUCUACGAAGUUGGAGGAAACAUCGGCGAGCGUCGUCUUCACCCGGAUUGUCUCCUUUUGGACGUUUACCACGUCAACCCUCGCUGCGAUUGGCUGAUCAAGCACUGACACACCCACUUUUGAUCCUCUCAUGAUGUGUUGGUUCUUGCUGCUAAAAAGUGUCGUUUUCUACACUAUGAAUCCAAUCCAAUAACUUCAACGCACGCAAGCUUAUGCAGUUCAGACCACCAAUGCACUUUGAAAGGUGCUACUGUACGUCUAAAGCUCCAAAGGUUUGGCAGCCAUAUUUGAAUUACACAUGUUUCUUACAUAAACUCGCCAUGUUGUGUGAUUAGAUGUCCACUCUGCACAAUUAUUGUACAUUUCUGCUCAUUAAACUGAACAGAUGUGUUUUAUUUCAAGUAGAAUCGAGCCAACUAUGUACAAAGUUUGGUUUGGACUGAAAACAUGGCACUUCUUUGCACGUUUUGACAGCCAUUUAAAAAAACAAAAACAACUAGAGAGUCCAGUCCAGGUGUUAGGAGCAGCUCAUAUUGUCCAUUUGUGACUCCUCGGCAGCCAUGGCGGCCGCCUGCAGGGCAUCUGUGUCGCUCUGGAGGAGUUUCCUCUCGCUGUGCAUGUUGUUUUCGUGGCGCUUUAGAUCGGACGCCUGCAAAACACAAACAACAGAUGCGAUAAAAGCAUAGAUAACAUGCUUGAACGAUACACGGGCCUCUCACUAGAGGGCAGCAGUGUUUAAACUAAUCAACAGGCUGCUUGUUCGAGUACACAGGACAGAAGUUUCUGACAGGAAUGAAAAGAAAAGCGGAGGAAAACUGGACUGUGCACAUUCAUUUCUGCGGUGUUGCUGUGAAGGGACUCACCUCCUAGGUACACACACACCUGUCCAUCACUUGUCAUCAAAUUAAUGGCGAGUGCACAAGUUAUUAUUUAAGGUUUUCAGGUGUGUGAUUUUAACUUAAUGAAAAAGACCCCCCGCCCCAUCCCAACUGCUGGUUUUUCAACAAUUGAACAUGCAAAAAUUAGCAAAAGAAAGCACCAUUUAAAAAUGAUCAACAGAGUUUACAUAAAUACAUACCCCAUUCAUCCAAAUGAGUCACUAUGUCUGUUUCAGUCACUGUGUUAUUUAGUCACUACAGUAAUUACAACUUGUGUUUACAUCCACAGGAACCACAUGGGUUAGCCUACUUUAUACAGUAUUUAUAACCUUACCAGUGUUCACUUCACAGCCACAGAUGGUUCAUCUAAUUAUUUACACAUUACU